Cercospora beticola is the source of this 1510-nucleotide messenger RNA. RefSeq lists its product as uncharacterized. The record is from RefSeq and is a predicted model, not a curated record. Lineage: Eukaryota; Fungi; Ascomycota; Dothideomycetes; Mycosphaerellales; Mycosphaerellaceae.
AUGGGACCAUUCAUCAAGCCAAAGAUGGAUUUACUUCCCGUUCAGCUCGCUGGCACAAGUUCCUUCGCAGAUGCCUGAGCUGAUGGCCUUUUUGCAAUGGCGAAAAUCGUUGACAGCCGAGGCACAAUUCGCAUCAGAAUGGAGCCCAAUCUGCCAUCCACUCCUCUGGCUGACAAUUGCCCGGAAACCAACUCAAACGCGCGCUCUGGGCCAUCACAGUCGUCCUCGUCACGUGCACGCACUUCCAAAAUCCGUCAGCAAUCCAGCUUCGAUCUCAAUGAAUACGAAAACCAGAUGUCCCAGCUCUUACAACACCUAAAUCAGACAAUUCUGCGACUUUUCUACGACUUGGAUUUGGACGUCAACUUGGGCGCCAUCGUAUGGGGUGCAUUGCCUGAUGCUACAGAGAGGCUGAUGCAGCUUUGUCUGGGCAGGCAACACAAUGAAAUCACUCGUCAGCUCCGAGAAGCUCACCUACUUACUGCGUACGAUCAAUUGCGCGCUCUGGUCGCAGCAUUCGUGAUGCAUUCUAUCUUCAACGUGGACCUGCUAUCGCAACCCCGCUUUACGCAAUGCCUGAUCCUAAGCCUACCUGCGGAAUUCAAUACUUUGUCUUUACUUUGCAGUAUGUUCUCACGGAAUGCACACGAGCGCGAAGCUACUCGCGAGCAUGCUCGACUGCUCAUCACAAAUGCGCUGAGCAACGACAUCAACGACGCACGGUCGGGCACCAUUACGGCACACAUCACAGGAUUACACGAGGCAUUGACAACCACACUUGAGCCAUGCUUGCAGCGACUGGUCACGAUUGCAGAAACUAUGAAUGGCAACACCAACCGGAGUUCUGGCAAGCCGUGGUCGUCGCACUUGAGCAACUCUUUGCAUCAAUUUUUGGUCGAUGCUGUGGGACUGAAAGUGGCUUUGACAGUAGCGGAUCACUCAUUUCACUGGGCUGAUUACCGCUCUCCCGUGGACCUGACAUCAAUGGCUUCGAAACACUUCCUCGCAUAUCCGGGAAAGCACCAAGUCGCGCUGACAGUCUUUCCUGGUCUCAGCGUUAGACUUUCGCAUGGGGAGAAUAGCGGCGAUGCUGUGAAACAGAAGGUUGUCACUACCACUCAGAUCAUCAGCUGUCAUGAAGCCGAUUGACCUGCAUUCCGCAAAGCUGGAGAGGAUCUCGAAACUGCACAAUGCAAACCGCGAUUUCUCACUGUGUACUUCUUCGCUGUCUCGAAAAUUUAGAUACUCCGUUCGGCAUUUGGUGCCGGCAAUAUCAGCGAUGCAACGCUCCUGUCGGUGGGGCCAGGCUGAAUCUGCAGCACGGGAACUUGCAUUUGACUAGGUCUAAGCGUGUGGAGCGAUGGAAGCACAUAUCCGCGACUAGCAUGCUUGCGUCUUGCAUUCCAACCCUACUCCCGCACAUCUGUUGCAACUCUCUUUAUCCGGACAAUCGUGCGGUCCAAUCACAAUUGCCUACAAUCUUGACUGGUGGAUUGUGGGUCUCAGUGCA